AUGAUCUUUGGUCCAUUUACUGGAGUUGAUCAUCAUAAAAAAUGUGUUACUUUUGCGGCUUAUUUUGUAGCUCAUGAGGAUAUAUCAUCUUUUGAAUGGGUUUUCAAAACUUUUCUUAAAGCAAUGGGAAAUAACGAGUCUGUGUGUUUGAUUACCGAUCAAGACCCUGCAAUGAAAGUUGUUGUUCAGAUUGAGCCGACAGAAUUUGAAGAAAAGUGGAACAAAGUUAUUUCAGAAUUCCAUUUGAACGAUCAUGAAUGGUUGGCAUACAUGUACAACAUACGUGAUAUGUGGAUUCCAGCGUUUGAAUGUGCAUUGGAUGCUCAAAGGAACACUCAAAAUAAAAUGGAUAAUGAUUCGAAGAAUAAGCGUCCGGAGUGUAAGACUCCAAUUCCUUUAGAGAAAGAUGCUUCUGAAUUGUUUACAACAACAAUUUUCUAUGAAUUUCAAUAUGAGCUUGAAAUUGGAUGUUUUAAUUGUGGUGUUGAGGAGAUGAAGAAGGACAAUGAGCUUUACAUUUUCAAUUUGAGGGAAGGAACUAGAAGGAGGACUUUUGAUGUUGUUUUUGAUCCAACUACCUUUGAUACCAAGUGUUUUUGUAAAAAAUUUGAACGUGAUGGUGUGCCUUGUAGGCAUAUGAUUUGGGUGUGGAAGGCAAGGAUGUUAGAAAAAAUUCCCAAGGCCUACGUUCUAAAUAGAUGGUGUACAAUGGCUUAUAAGAAGCCCAUUUUUGAUUUAGAGGGUAAUGUGUUGGAGGAAUGUAUUAAUGCAGUAGAUAAGAAAAUGUUAUUAAAUGAUUUGUGGUCUGAAAUUCAUGCUUGUGUGAGUUUAGUGCAAAACAAUGAAGAUGAUCUUAGUGAUCUUGUCAAAAAACUUCGAGCCAUGAGGGUAGAUUUGGAACAGAAGAAAACAAAUGGAAGCAACAAUCUUUCGAGCAAAGUUAAAGACAUUGAAAUGCUUAUUGGAGCUAGUCUACCUUCUAAUGUUUUAAUCAAACCUCCUAAAAUUUCGAAGAACAAAGGCACGGGGGUUCAUGUUCCAAAUCAGGUCAAUGUUCCAAAUGAUGUCCAUGUUCCAAAUCAGGUUGAUGAAUAUACUAUUAAUCCAGUUGCAUGA
Chenopodium quinoa (quinoa) is the source of this 1116-nucleotide messenger RNA. Its product is annotated as protein FAR1-RELATED SEQUENCE 5-like. The transcript is spliced from 4 exons. The record is from RefSeq and is a predicted model, not a curated record. Bases 1 to 1116 code for a protein of 371 amino acids. Gene Ontology annotation, molecular function: zinc ion binding. Gene Ontology annotation, biological process: regulation of DNA-templated transcription. NCBI's taxonomy places the organism in Eukaryota, Viridiplantae, Streptophyta, Magnoliopsida, Caryophyllales, Amaranthaceae.